AUGUCAUCGUCAUUCUUCACAGCUGGUUCAAAAAUUUUCAGCGAACUUUGGGGCAAUAUCUAUCUUGCUGAAAUCAAAACAGUCAAUAACGAAAAUCCUAGAGAUCCUAUCUACACAAUCCACUACUUGACAUGGGAUGAAUCACUUGAUGAAACUGUAAAGCACAGUGAAAGCACUUGUAAAAUCGCCAAAUCAAGUCUAGAUGCGCUAGAUGAAGCAAGACAAUUAAUAAUGCAAAGUUCUAUAACAGAGCAUAGCUCAUCAGAGGCGAAAGAAAGAUGUUCAGCGGUUUAUUUGAGACCUCCUUCACCAGAAGUUCAGUUACUUCUCCUCAGACAUGAAAUGAAAAUGCUCAGAGAGAUAUAUGAUGCAGAUUUUCAUGCGAAAUUCGAUGAAUUGAACCCAUUUACGGAGGAAAAUCAGAAAAAAUUGCUUGGAAAUUACACUUUCGAACAUUACAUGGCGAAUUUGAAUAAACCAGUAAUCCCGAAACCUGUUAAUGAGGAACUGAAGAACAAACCGAUUGAUGAAUGGACUUUUGAAGAUUUGUAUGGGGAAUUCUUGUGAAAUGAGAAAUGAGGUAGGCUUUUGUUUUUUUUUGGAGUUAACAAUGAAAAAUUGUGAAUUUCAGAAUCUUCUGUCAAAAAUAUGCUAAUCUACUACAUAUCAAUCAAUACUUUCAUAAUUAUUUUUAAUUUAAAUUAUUUUUUCAAUCAAUAAAUAAAUUUUGUGGGAUCAGAUUAAUCUACUUUUGUUUGGAAUUUAAAAAUUUCUAAAUCUGAAAUUCCGUGCUGAAAUCAUUUCAAAGGAACAUACAUAUGUUUUUCCCAAAAAAAUCCUCUGCAGUUUCUGAAUCAGGAACUAACUCAAAAAAAUUUUAAAAAAAUUUAGCGCCAAGAGAGAGAGAGAGUGUGUUGCACACGGAGACGCAGAGAAACACAUUUUUUUCUAUCGAAAGCUUUUCUAAUGCCCAGGCUGAAACAGACCAAAAAACUAGAAUUUUCAAAUUUUCCAUCAUGAAAAUCUUGGGCUGCAAGAAACUGCAAUCAAAUUAUCGAUUUUUGAGAAAUUUGACAAGAUUUUGGACUUAUUUUUUUGAAGUGCCAUGAAAAUCGAUUGAUUUGAAUCAAUUUGUAUUCAAAAGUGUAUCUCCUAGUUUAUUGAAACACAGCUCCAAACUACUGUACAUCUGGUUUUUACACGGUGUUUCACUGUUUUUUUUUUCGAACUUUGAAAAUUUCAUAAUAAGAAUGAGAGAGAGAGAGAGAGAGCAGAAAUGAGAGACGCAGAGAAAAAAAAUUUACCUGAUGAAUUUCGUUGAAUCUCACUUCGAAUCUCUUGAUGUUCUUCUUGCAAUCGCAAAUUCUGCUCGACACCGUGAACUAUCAAAAAUCCUUGCCAGCUUGUUUUUUCUUCAAUGAAUCCUUGAAGUGCUGCAAAAAUAUCAAUUAACCAAUGGCAAAAUCCGAACAAAAAUAUCAAAAAAAAAAAUUACCUGAUAAGCCAAGCUUUGUCGAGUUACUCCAAGUCCACUCAAACAAGAAGAAAAAAUGGCAUGUGCGAUGAGAGAGUAGGAGAAAUAGCGAGACGCAGACAGCCAGCGCAUGGUACAACCAAAAAGAGUUGUUGUUCCCUACAGUGUAGUUGUAGGGAAGAGGAGAAAAGAGACAGAGACAUUUAUCCAAAUUGUUGUGUAUAUGGUUGACCUGACCCCGGAGGAGUUUAUUGAUUUUUUUUGCAGGUGUUUUUUGUUGUGAUAGUCUUUUGAUUCUUUUUUGAUUGUAGAUUCUAGGGUUUAUGCUCAAUGAGCAUUGCUCAUGAAUCCCCAUAGGCCUUCUGAAACCCCCAUAGGCCUACUGAAUCCCCCAUAGGUCUUCUGAAUCCUCCAUGUGCCUUCUGAAUCCUUUUCAUAUCUUCCCUCUCUUCAUCCAAAAAAACAAAAUUCAAACCGCCGCCGCACUCUCCUCAUUUGAAUUGCCGCCGCUGCGGUCUUCCCCUCGAGACCCAAGCCACGCCCACUCCCCUACAAAUUAUUUUUCUCUCUCCUAAAAUCACUUCUUUUUCUCAUUUUCUCUCAUUUUCGCUCAUUUUUGUUGGUUUUUUUUGCUUUUGCUUUUGCUUUUCGUUGUUUCUUUCAUAAAUUUGUAAUUUAAUAAUUGUUUUGCAGCUCCGUCUUCGAUUUCUCCUGUUUUUUGCCACCGGAGAAGACAGCCGCCUCGCCAUCAAAGGAGACAAAGGUUAGUUUAUUUUCUUUGGGAGUUAGGAAAAAUUAAAAAAUGUCUUUAAACUUUUGUUAAAUGCUUUCGAAUUUGAACUUGUUGUUCGCGAAAAGAUCAGUUUUAUACGAAAAUUCAAAUGAUAUUUAGAAAUUUUGAAUUAUCUGAACAAUAUUGAUUUUCGAAACAUUUCGAAAUGUUUCGAAAAUCACUUUUUGGGAGAUGUGAGUCUUGAUUUGUCUUUAAAACGCAUUUUAGUGUUCAGAAAUGUCAUUUCAAGCUCUUUCAAUGCAUUUAAAAUACAAAUCAAGCCUCACAUCUUCUAAAAAAAUGAAAUUAUUAAUUUUCGAAUAUUUUCGAAACAUCAAAAAUUUGCUUUUGAAGUCUUGAUUUGUCUUUUAGACCCACUGAAAGAGCUUGGGAUGUCAUUUCUAAACACUAUUCUAAAAGAUCUAUAUAGUUUUACCAGAUUUUCAAAUAUUAGCCAGAAUAUAUUUUUUUUUCAAAUAUAACUACAAACAUAUUUUCAGAAUUCACGAAAUCGAACAAGAAUUGAUCCAAAAACAAGACAUCGAUUUGUUUGUGACUUUUACGAAUUUCGAGCUAAUUCAACUUCAUGUUGCCAAAAUUGGUUGGAGCGAAUGCUCAAAAAUUGGACAUGGAAAUGGUGGAUCGAAUUGGAUGGGCGGCCAUUAAUCAUAUCAAUCAAUUUGAAAAUUUAUUGUUGGACAGUGAAAGAACUAGAAGAGGAAAACGAAUGAUAAUGGAAUAUGAGCGAACUUUCACGGAUCUUGAUGAACAACAGGAAAAAUUGAAAAAGUCCAACAAAUUGUGAGUUUUGAAAUUUAGAAAUAGUUUAACUUUAUGUUUUCCCCCCCCCCCCCCCAUAGGCCUUCUGAAUCCUCCAUGUGUAUUCUGAAUCCUUCAUGUGUCUUCUGAAUCAUUCUCAUAUCUUCCCUCUCUUCAUCCAAAAAAAAACAAAAUUCAAACCGCCGCCGCACUCUCCCGAUUUGAAUUGCCGCCGAUGCGGUCUUCCCCUCGAGACACAAGCCACGCCCACUCCCCUACAAAUUAUUUUUCUCUCUCCUAAAAUCACUUCUCUUUUUCAUUUUCUCUCAUUUUCGCUCAUUUUUUGUUGGUUUUUUUGCUUCUUCUUUUGCUUUUCGUUGUUUCUUUUAUGAAUUUGUAAUUUAUAAAUUGUUUUGCAGCUCUUCUUCGCCUGCUCCGAUCGUGUUAUGUUCAACAUGCCACCCAAGAAGGUCAACAACACCAAUGCCGCCGCCAAGUCAAAGGAGUCCAAGGUUAGUUUAUUUUCUUUGGGAGUUAGGAAAAAUUAAAAAAUGUCUUUGAACUGAUAUUUAGAAAUUUUGAAUUAUCUGAACAAUAUUCAUUUUCGAAACAUUUCGAAAUGUUUCGAAAAUCACUUUUUGGGAGAUGUGAGUCUUGAUUUGUUUUUUGAACGCAUUUCAGUGUUUAGAAAUGGCAUCCCAAGUUCUUUCAAUGAGUCUAAAAAACAAUACAAGACUUUAAAUUCAAGUUGUUGAUUUUCGAAAUGUUUCGAAUAUUUUUGAAAUGUUUCGAAAAUCACCACUUUCAUUAUUUGGAAAGAUGUGAGUCUUGAUUUGUCUGUAAAACGCAUUUUAGUGUUCAGAAAUGUCAUUUCAAGCUCUUUCAAUGCAUUUAAAAUACAAAUCAAGCCUCACAUCUUCUAAAAAAUGAAAUUAUUAAUUUUCGAAUAUUUUCGAAACAUUUCGAAAAUCAACAAUUUGAUUCUGAAGGCCUGAUUUGUCUUUUAGACCCACUGAAAAACCUUGGGAUGUCAUUUCUAAACACUAUUCUAAAAGAUCUAGAUAGUUUUACCAGAUUUUCAAACAUUAGCCAGAAUAUAUUUUUUUUUCAAAUAUAACUACAAACAUAUUUUCAGAAUUCACGAAAUCAAACAAGAAUUGAUCCAAAAACAAGUAAUCGAUUAUAAUGUGACUUUUCCGAAUUUCGAGCUAAUUCAACUUCGUGUUGCCAAAAUUGGUUGA
Molecule: messenger RNA, 4246 nt
Organism: Caenorhabditis angaria
Lineage: Eukaryota; Metazoa; Nematoda; Chromadorea; Rhabditida; Rhabditidae
Source: the annotation of a GenBank genome assembly